This is a messenger RNA of Lodderomyces oxycetoniae, 1239 nucleotides long. RefSeq lists its product as uncharacterized. The record is from RefSeq and is a predicted model, not a curated record. Lineage: Eukaryota; Fungi; Ascomycota; Pichiomycetes; Serinales; Debaryomycetaceae. Bases 1 to 1239 code for a protein of 412 amino acids. The transcript has a single exon.
AUGGGUUCGUCUAUUAUAGUAGUGGAUAAUGGUUUAGCAGACUCUGUUAAGGAGUAUGCACAGAUUAUAGAUGGAGUUAGGGGCAACGAUGAGUUUAGUAAGAGUGUUGAAUCACAUUUACUUAAACGGAGUGGUGAUGAUCAAGUUGAAAUUGGUGAUAAACGUGAAUUAUACGAAAAGAUUAAACAGGCUUCGACGGCGGAAGUUUUAGGGAAACUCACUGAUAAAGAAUUCGAGCCCACUAUAUACUUAUUGAUCCAUGUCUUAGCCGAGUUGACCUCCGUUGAGGCUGUUUUGAGUGACGAAAGCUUUGCAAUUGACCGUUUAGUUGUUUCCAUCAAUCCAACACAUCCAUUAUCGCUUAGGGAUAGGAAAUCUAUAAAGUCAUCCUCAGUAGUGUCUAUAUUGAGUACGAUUUUCAACUUGUUGCCUCAAGCUUCAAAAGUUAGAGGACAAGUAUUAAAGGAGAUUUUAAAAGUUUUGGAGACUUCAGGAAUUACGUUUCUGUCGGUUCAAGAGAAUUUGGGCUCGAAUAUUGUCUCAUGGCUAAAGUCUAGUAAUGCUCUGGAAUCUGAAAUCAAGGCGGCAUUUUGGGAUUUUAUUGCAUUGGACUCAUUGUAUUCAUUGAAAUCAUUACAUUUCAUAAAAAACUUCACCCAUUCAUAUUCAUUAACCGAGAAUGAGUUGACAAAGAUGAUUGAGUUUGCACUCAAGUCGAAAGUAGUCGAUGUUUCAUUCUUGGUCAAUAACAACGUUGCCAAGGCAUUGGACUCCUUUAACGAUUGUAAAUUGUCACAAUUAUUCCUUGCAUAUGUCAAGGGCGAACUAAUUCAAAUAGAAAACAUACCAUCAAACUUGCCACAGGAAUUCAUCCAUCAGAAAUCAAAGAUAUUGAGCUUGGCAAAGUAUUUUGCAGAUUCAAUCACAUUAAAAGAAGAUCACGAUGGUAUUUUAUUUACUUAUGAAGAAGUACCUAAUAUCUCAAGUGAAUUGGAGUUUCAAGAAUUAAUAGUUGAAGCAAUAACAGCAGGCAUCGUUGAAGGGAAAUUAAAUCAGAUUGACAAUACUUUUAGCUUGAGUAGAGUUAAUAGAUUUGUUAUUGCUGGUGACAAUUCAGCAAUUGCACAGAGUUGGGAAAUCGUUAAAGCUGUAUUGCAACAGUGGUCACAGUCUAUAAGCAAUAUAGAUGAGAUUGUUAGGCAAACAAGAGAAAAUAUAGUUAAUGGGGGUACCAACUAG